GCUAGAUAUAUCUGAAAUAUCGAUUAUAGGCAUUUAGACCCAUCACUAACCUCGGCAAUCUGGCCAUUGAAUCUGGAUUCGUCACAUACAUGCCAAACCAAUUAUAGUUAUUCGAAACAACAUGGGAAGUGUAGUCAGGGAGAAUCUGGACAUGGAAAGUGUAGUCAAGAAGAGUGUGGACGUUGAGAGUGUGGACAUGGAGAGUGUGAAUAAUGUGGGUGGAGCGGAUAUUGUACAAGGUGGUAUCGCGCAAGUGGUAUAUACACCGGAUGUGAGUCAUCUGGACUACAAGACGUCCAAGCGAGGUACUGAUAUGGCAAAGAGCACCAAGUUGGACAAACCUGCCAUCCUUUCUACUGCGAGCGAUACUAUCGCGGAUGAUACUGCGUCAGGUGAAGAUACGCCAUCAGUCGAGUCGAGCAAUGUGGUUCUCAGUGAAAACAGACAAGGAGACCUGGGCCUGAUCUCGACAAUUAGGAAAGUGUACCGAAAGAAGCAAAUGUCACAGAGAGACUUUGGGCUUAUUGCGCGAUGUGCCGUAGUAUUGAAUGUACUUACAGUCUUUCUAUUUUAUGGCACAAUGUACACCCUGUGUAGCCUAACUUUAAAGACCCGAGCGCCAUGGUUGUACAAAAUGCCUUGGGGAGAAAAUGACACCAUCGUUAUCAUGUUAACAGUCACAUUCUGUGUUACAUUUCUGAUGGUUACGGUGUGCACUGUCGUGUGUCUGCAGAAACGCAAUCAUCCACUCGUGAAAAGCAGGGGGGUCUUCUUUAUAGCCGGGGUGGGGCUCACAAGUGCUAUUGUGUCUGUGUUGCAGUACUGCAUCGCGUUGUCAUUCUUCAUUCCCGCUAUGUGGGAUCAACGGAAGCACCAUAUGGCACUGUACUUAUUAAUGGCGGAGUAUGUUACUGUGACGGCUACCUUGUCGCUAAUCGUAGCACGAGAACGCAUUCUAUUUGUGAUCUUCAUUCGACAUCCGUUCAAGCGGCAUGUCCGGUUCCACCGUUACUUCACUGGUAUAGUAGGAUGUAUGUUUAUACUAUCAGUAUUUUGCUUCUUACCAUAUCUCCUAGCACAUCUACUCCAGUGGAAUAAUAUCUCAUACUACGCAUUGUUUGUGCUUAUACCCUGGGGGUUGUCCAUGGGCCUAUUAGCAUACUACACCUACAGAACACGUAAAAUCAGCGAAUCCUUCUCGGAUUGGCGUAGUAAUUGCCGAAUUGGCAUCGUGUUAGCUGUUGCCAGUAAUUUAAUCGUCUUCUUUGCGGUGUUCAACGUGGGCAAUACUGAGUACGGUGGGUUAUUACCAAAUUCCUGGAAGUUGUUCUUCUUUUACCAUGCGUCAAUGGCAAAGAUAGGGUAUACGGUGAUGGAUCUUUUCGCACUUUUGGCGAUCAUAUCCGCUGGGAACGUGGGAAUAUGCAAGAAACUCAGUCCGACAGCGUCAACGUGGAAAAGUUCUUUCGAUUGCGUGACAGAUCCCGCACAGACAGCCCAGAUAUAAUAAUGGAGACUAUGACCCAGACGUACUAUUGAAUGUAUUGGGAUGGCAGUACGAUCCAACUGUAGCGUACACGUCAAUGUGAUGGUAGCUGGAUCCAUCUAUUGCGUUUAUAAUCAGAAUUCGGGUUCAAGGAUUCAAACAGUUAUGACGAAUCGACCAGCGCAUUUCAACCAGAACAACCACGGUGCUGAUUAUUGUAAAUCCUUCAUGUCACACUUGACAAUCCUGUAUUCUGGUUCUGGUAUCAUAAAACUUGGGAAACUGGAAACAGUGCAUCGUCACAAACGUAUGUGUCGUAUAGCUGAGAUCUGCAGAUUUUAAUCGGCUCGCGAUUCAACACUUGCCUAUUAUACUCACAAAGACUAUCGGACAAUAGUGCAUCACUUUGUAGUGAAGCGGAUUGAUCUGAAUCUGAACAUAGUCCAACGCCUGAGGCUGUCCAUACCAUCCUUAUAGCUGCGUGGAAGGUCUGCAUUUAUAAUUCUCUGGAAACUGCUAAUAAACACGCCUUGUGAUACGGCGAUUUUAUGUCAGG
Sphaeroforma arctica JP610 is the source of this 2042-nucleotide messenger RNA. RefSeq lists its product as hypothetical. Lineage: Eukaryota; Ichthyosporea; Ichthyophonida. The record is from RefSeq and is a predicted model, not a curated record. Bases 122 to 1507 code for a protein of 461 amino acids. The transcript has a single exon.